AUGGGUAUGUCACAAGCUGCCAUCGACAGGCUGAGCAAUAAGCCCGACUGCCUACCGGGUAUCUCUUUUCGAUUCAUGUGGAUUGGAACUACAGGACUCAUCAAAGUAGUCCCAUCUGCUGCACAUGAUCUGACCAUAUCGGGUGCGAGCCAUUAUAUCGACCGGCAGUGCAUUCGGAUGGGAGUGGCAGACAAUAAUCUUGUUUGGGGACUUACAGUAACGACACCUGGUACCGUCACUACCCACGGCAAACAGCCGGAUAACUGCUUCUUCCCGCCUAACCGCCAGCCUUUGGGUGGCCAGUUCAACGGCUGGCAGUCACUCGUCAUAGAAACCGGAGUGUCAGAGUCUUUGGAAAAGCUUCGUCAAGACGCCAUUUGGGUUUUUCAAAAUUCCUCCGGGGACACCAGAAUUGUCCUCCUCAUCUCGAUCAAAGCCCGCACCAAGGAAGUCAGAUUCGAGGAAUGGCAGCUUGCUCCUCCCAGCCUUACACCUCUGACAAGACAAGGAACUAAUCAGCUACGUCAGCAAGCCAACCUGAUGACCCCCCUUAUCCAGCAGCAGGCAGCCAGCCAAUUCGCCUUCUGCCAUCAGGAAGUACUCGUUACGCCCACAUCCAUCACCGGAGGACCUAUUGUGAUCCCUUUCAGAGCCAUUUUUGAUCGGCAGCCUACGGGAGCUGAAGGCGAUGUAGGUGUCAAACAACCAGGGCUUUCGUUCCAUUACGCGGUUUGUUUAAAUGAACCUUGGUAUUGCUGUCAUUUGGCGGACUGA
Messenger RNA from Aspergillus lentulus, 774 nucleotides. NCBI's taxonomy places the organism in Eukaryota, Fungi, Ascomycota, Eurotiomycetes, Eurotiales, Aspergillaceae. The record is from RefSeq and is a predicted model, not a curated record.